AUGGUUAACGAAACUUCUGAAGAAAAUUUAUUAGAAUUUUCGAAAAAAGUGUUAGACGCUGCCUUUGGACUCUGUGAAAAUAAUAAUAUAGAAGUAACACCGUCCACGGCUGAAGAACCGGCUAAAGAUAAAAAUGUACAAGCUUCGACCAUUAUUCCCUUGCCUUUAACGGUAGAGUCUAAAAUAAAACCUCGGUCCGAAAAAAAAAAGGUUAAAAUAAAUAUUCCUUCAUUUCAAGGUCAACCUGUUAAUGACCAUAAGGAACAAACUUCAUCAGAUUCGGCAACCUCUAUCAAAGCUAAAACUUCAAAUAAUUCCGACGAUAUGAGUGAUACUUCAACUAAUUUAAAUUUUAAAGAAGAUACGACAGAGACAUCAUUAAGAAGUCCGGGGCUUAUGGAAAUGAGACUAAAGAGGAAAUCAAUUAUGGGUUCAGAGGAAGAAGACCCUAAUUUUCCAUUAAAUUCUGAUGAACUUCACAUUGAAACGGACAAUCCAUCCCAUUUAUUCUGGGUACCAGCACAUUUACAUCCGGAGAUAGCUCCAAAUGAAUUUAGAAAGUGGUUAAAAUAUCAUUCGAAAGAUGAAAUCAAUUCUGGGUUAGCCUCGUUAAGGAGGCGUAAAUCAACUCUUUCUAAGCAAUAUAUUCCCUCAGAAGUUGAAGAUGAUGAGGAAACAACGGAUAAUAAGGAGGAAUCAAAGAAAAAAAGCAAUGGAUUUGAUUGGGAAUCCUUUGGUGAAUCAGAUGGGAUUGUUAACCAUUCCUCUGAAUCAACAAAAUUGAAUAUAUUACGGAGGAGUCUAAGUUUGAAUCUUCCACCAUUUAUAGGAGGCACAAUUUCUAAUCCUAAUGAUCCAAAUAUAUUUGAUCGACAUUCUUCUCCUGAUGUGGACUCAAAAAUUCUUGUACCAAGAAUGGCACCGGCACUUAAACGUACCGCACGUACAAAAAUUCGUCGAAAUUCUGUUGCUGGUGAACAAAAUCCUAGAAGAUUCUCAGCACACAGAAGAACAAGAUCUACUCAUAUAUCUUCUGAUAAAGGAAAACGAGAUGAAGAUAAAAUAAUACCAAAAAAAAGAUCAGAAUCCGCUCUUUCAGUUCCUUUUAUCCCACCACAAGUUGAGAAUGAAAAAGUAGAUAUGAACUUUAUUAAUAAUGUAAUAGUUGAUGAACCUGAAGAAAUUUCAAAAAACGUUGAGCUUGAUUGUAUUGAUGUUAAAGAUGGUAUGGGACCUAUACGUAUUGUAUUAGAAGACAAUGGACCUGAAGUAAACUUUACUCCACCUCAAAGAAAGAGCUCGUUUUCUUCGGAUGCAGAUCCAUCAUUCAAUAAGUUAAAAGUGGAACCAUCACAUGAUAAAUCAAAUUUAUUACAAGUUGACACAUCUAUACAAUCUGGAACUGCUUUAACACCACCUGCUUCACCAACAUCUCCAGCAUCACCGACAUCAGCACAGUCUUCAACAAAACGUGCUUCUGCAUGGUCAUGGUUAUGGUCUGGAGGGUCAGAGGAAAAAUUAAAAGAGAAAGAGAAGGAUGGAGAAAAAGAUAAAGAGGAAAAGAAAGAAAAGGAAUCAAAACCUAAAAAGAAAGAAAAAGAGAAAGAUGGUGAAAAGGAUAAAGAGGAAAAGAAAGAAAAGGAAUCAAAGCCUAAAAAGAAAGAAAAAGAGAAAGAUGGUGAUAAGGAUAAAGAGGAAAAGAAAGAAAAGGAAUCAAAGCCUAAAAAGAAAGAAAAAGAGAAAGAUGGUGAUAAGGAUAAAGAGGAAAAAAAAGAAAAAGAAUCAAAACCUAAAAAGAAGGAAAAAGAGAAAGAAGGUGAAAAGGAUGAAGAAAAGAAAGAGAAAGAAUCAAAACUCAAAAAGAAUAAAUCAGAUAAAUCAGAUAAGGUUGAAAAGUCUGAAAAGUCUGAAAAAUCUGACAAAAAUGAGAAAGAGAAUAAUGAUUCAGCAGUUAAAGAAAAGGAUAAAGAGAAAUCACAGAAAAUAUCACUUUCAUCUAUUUUUUCAUGGCCUUCUCAGAAUAAGGGAAAAUCAACGGAGGAUUCAUCAACCACCACAAAUCCCACUACACCUUUACCACAACCAACCACUCCAAACAAGAAAACAAAAUAUACCAACUAUAACCGUCUUCCUAUUCAUGUAGAGCGUGCAAUAUAUCGUCUUUCACAUAUUAAACUCGCAAAUCCACGACGCCCAUUGCACGAACAAGUACUCAUUUCCAAUAUGAUGUUUUGGUAUUUGUCGCUAAUUAAUAAACAACAAGUUGAAUAUGGAGGAAGUAGUAAUCCAAAUGCUGAGAUGGCAGUACAGAUAGUGAAAAGUAAGGUAGGUAAAGAGAAAGGCGGUCGCAAACGAAGAAAAGGAGAAAAGAAAUCUGGAUUAACAAGAAAAGGAGCAGGAUCUAGUGCAGAGAUAGCAUAUAAAGCUCCACAAUAUGACAUGAAUCAAAUACCGCAACAAUAUUUGUCAAAUGAAUAUGAAGAGAUAACUGCGGAAGAUUAUAGUGAUAAUGAUUAUCAAAGUGAAGAAGAAAUCAAAGCGCAUAGUUAUCAAUAUUAUAAUGAUGAAUAUCUUUCCGAUGGAACUGAUGGUGGAUAUCUUGAUGAGACUAAUGGAAGGAUUGAAAGUAGUCAUGGUGGAGAUUUAUUAAAUUCUAGUGCUGAAUUUGAUGAUAAAUUAGGAGAAAGCAGUAGUGGAGAUAAAAAUAUCAAAAAUUAUGUUCGAUCAUCUCCUAAUGGACGAUCUAAAUCACCAACUGGCAAAAGGCCAUCAUCCAAUGGAAGGUCAACUUCUCCAACUUCAAAGAAUCGUAACUCAGUUUCAUCAAAUGUACAAAGAAAAUCAGUGCCACCGUCCAGUACUCGUAAACCCGCUAAUGUAUCAAGAAACCGCGCUUCGAACGACGAUCUAUUUCAUUCCAAAUAUGCCUAUUGGAUUGCAAAUCAAGAACUUUUAACCCCAUUAUCUUCAAACCAUUACUUUGUGAAAUGUGCAAAAUGUUUAGGAUUCUUACUCUGA
Messenger RNA from Funneliformis caledonium, 3018 nucleotides. NCBI's taxonomy places the organism in Eukaryota, Fungi, Glomeromycota, Glomeromycetes, Glomerales, Glomeraceae. The record is from the annotation of a GenBank genome assembly.